This is a messenger RNA of Rhododendron vialii, 2167 nucleotides long. RefSeq lists its product as uncharacterized. The record is from RefSeq and is a predicted model, not a curated record. Bases 497 to 2095 code for a protein of 532 amino acids. Gene Ontology annotation, molecular function: zinc ion binding. NCBI's taxonomy places the organism in Eukaryota, Viridiplantae, Streptophyta, Magnoliopsida, Ericales, Ericaceae. The transcript is spliced from 2 exons.
UCCAGGUCAAUGUUCUCAAUAUCGUUACAAUUACGACACAACAUCAUUACAGGGCCAAAGUUCUGCAGAAUUUCCGUUUCACGAUACAACUUUUCAUGGAAGCGCUUCACAACUACAUGACGAUGUCCUAGAAGAAGAGCGUGAGGGUUCGGACGAGGGAUCAGAGAGUUCGUUGGAGGAUGUCGAUGCGGCCUUGGAGGCCGACGGCUUCGAGGAUGACUACAUUGAUGGACAAGGAAAUACAGUUCCGACACACAAGCCGCCAUGUCCCAUGUACACGCAAGACACAUGGUCAAACAUUAUUGACCCCAGUCCACCAAUGCCGACCCGAAGUCAUCUGGGAUGGGACGGGAUAUCAAAAUUUUUUGAGGGACAGGUGAUUUUUUCACAAUUCGUUCUAUUUGAGUCAUAAUCAAAUUGUAAAAGUCGUGCACAUUCAUUUUGAUAAGUUAUUUUCCCGCAGUUAUUCUCUUCAAAGGAUGAGUUGCAAUAUGCUAUGAAAAAAUUUUGCAUGACAAGGAAUUACGUCGUCAAAACAGACAAAUCUUCACCCAAUCUAUUAUCUUACAAAUGCAAUAACAAGACGUCCUGUGGGUGGCGACUUCGAGCAUCUAUCAAGGCUAAUUCAGACAUGUGGAAAGUCACAAAAUAUACAGGGCCCCACUCAUGCUUGGCUGUGAAUGUCACCCAAGAUCACACAAUGCUUGAUGCUUGUUACAUGGCAAAUGAGAUGACCGAAAUUAUCGGGUCAAAUUUCAGUACGAAGAUCAAAACGCUGCAGUUAUUCAUUAAAAAGUUAACAGAGGGAUACAUGCCAUCAUAUUCAAAGACGUGGGCAGCUAAGCAGUUGGUUAUAUCGCGUUUGCACGGGGAUUGGGACCAAUCUCAUGCAACACUCCCAGUAUUCCUACACGUCCUCGAACAAGCCAAUCCGGGUACGCGCACACUGUUGUUAUACAAGGAUUCAGGGUUACCAGGAUGUGCCACAUUUGACAGACUAUUCUGGGCAUUCGCACCGGCAAUCGAAGGGUUCAAGCAUUCUCGGCCAAUAAUUUCUGUUGAUGGAACCUUCCUCACGGGAAGGUACAAAGGGACGUUACUUGUUGCAGUCACUCAAGACGCUGAGAACCAAAUAAUGCCAAUUGCAUUUGCCGUAGUCGAAAAGGAGGAUAGGGACAAUUGGGGAUGGUUCCUCACUUGCAUCAGACACUUUGUAACCAAACGACAAGGCUUGUGUCUUAUUUCAGACAGGCACUCCGGCCUCAUGUCAUGGCUGGAGGAUGAUUCAGCAUAUGAGUGGAGGCCCCCACAUGCUUACCAUCAUUACUGUCUCCAUCACUUGGGAUCAAACUAUCAUCGUCGAUUUGGGAAAUUAGUGGGAAAAGAAGUCAAAGUCUGCGCAAUGGAAUGUCAAAAGAAAAAGUUCAAGGGCAAACUUCACCUACUCAACAAUAAUCAAUGGACGUUCGCAUACGAUGGAGGUAGGCGGUACGGCAGCGAAACUACCAAUUGCUCUGAGAGCUUCAACGGGGUCGUAAAAGAAGCCAGACACCUUCCGAUCAUGGCAACUGUUAUGUUUACCUUCUACAAGUGUGUAGAGUACUUUGACGAUAGGCUGGUGAAGUCAAUGGAUACAAAAGCCAAAGGGAAUCAUUUCAGCUUAUAUGUGAAGAAAAAGUACGAUCAUUGGAGGGAAAAUGCAAUGGGACACGAUGUCAUUGUGUUCAACCGGGCAGCGGGCUUGUUUGAGGUACAUACGCCAAUCAAUCGAACGAGCCCAUACAAAGGAAAUAACAAACACAAAGUUGACUUGACGAACAAGACGUGCACUUGCAAUAAGAUUCAGUUGUGGAAAAUACCCUGUUUGCACGUUAUUGCGGUUUGCAACAAAAUGCAUAUUGACCCUCUUGAUUACUUUGGCAAAUAUUGGACGGUCGAUACAACAAUUGCCAUGUAUGGAUCUCUCUCAUUCAAGCCACUGCCUGACCAAGCCUACUGGCCGCCAUACGAUGGGCCAAGAAUUCUUCCAGACAAAGAACGUCUCCGAGGCCGAGGCCGCCCGAAAGUGAAUCGAAUCCGAAAUGAAAAUGGAUGAUUUGAUUGAGCACCAACCGCCACAGACGUGCUCAAAGUGUGGUCAACAAGGUCACAACAAGAGAAGAUGCGG